AUGAAUCCAGCAGUCACUAAUCUUGUUUUGAUGCUUGUUACUAUGCAGGUGUCCAGAAAGCUCAACUUUGAGGACCCUACUGUGCUUUUCUACGUGAGAGCCGCCUUCAUUACUGGUACUCUUCUCACUUUGGCCAUAUACUGUUAUACUCGAUACCUUAUUACGUCGAAGAAUGAUCUCACUACUUUGAAGUAUGUUGAGCCACCAAACACUAUGGCUGGAGAGACCGAGUCCAAGUUGGUCGUCACGACCGUUAAGGACUAUGAUUUGGCUCAGCUUCAGAGUGCUAUCAAGGGUGUCUUUACUAGUAUUGCAAUGACUGGUUUCAUGCAUCUUUACAUGAAGUUUGCUAAUCCUUUAGUCAUGCAAUCUAUCAGUCCUGUCAAGGGCGCCUUGGAGAAUAAGGAAGUUCAGAUUCAUAUUUUCCACAAAGCUGCUUCUGGUGACUUGAAGAGACCUUUCAAGGCUGCUCCUGGUUUGUUCAGUGGUAUGACUGGUCAGAACAGUGUUAAAACUGACAAGGCUUCUAUUGAGAAGGCUGAGACUAGUGGCGUGGGAGGCGUUAAGGAGGAGUGA
Brettanomyces nanus is the source of this 576-nucleotide messenger RNA. RefSeq lists its product as uncharacterized. Gene Ontology annotation, cellular component: mitochondrion; endoplasmic reticulum. Gene Ontology annotation, biological process: protein targeting to ER. The transcript has a single exon. The coding region runs from base 1 to 576 and encodes 191 amino acids. Lineage: Eukaryota; Fungi; Ascomycota; Pichiomycetes; Pichiales; Pichiaceae. The record is from RefSeq and is a predicted model, not a curated record.